This is a messenger RNA of Aspergillus lentulus, 1683 nucleotides long. RefSeq lists its product as uncharacterized. The record is from RefSeq and is a predicted model, not a curated record. Gene Ontology annotation, biological process: transmembrane transport. Lineage: Eukaryota; Fungi; Ascomycota; Eurotiomycetes; Eurotiales; Aspergillaceae. Gene Ontology annotation, molecular function: transmembrane transporter activity. Gene Ontology annotation, cellular component: plasma membrane.
AUGACGGCCUCUAUCCAAGAAGACCACAACGAGGAUCGCCCUGACACCGAGGAUACUCCCCUCCUAGGAUCAUCCACGACGGACGCCCAAACCCAUGUCCUUCCGACCCGCCAGCUUGUUAUCGUCUUUACAGCUCUAGCUUUUGUGCAGUUUACGUCGUUUCUCGAUCAAACCGCCAUUUCGACGGCUCUGCCCUCCAUUGCGCAAGACCUGCACGCCGGCUCCUCCAUCUCUUGGGUCGGAGCGAGUUUCCUCAUCUCCAGCACCAGCGUCCAACUCAUCAAUGGCCGGCUCUCAGACAUCUUUGGCCGGAAGAACUGCCUCAUCGCAACACUCACUGUGAUGGGACUCGGGAAUCUGCUUUCGGGAUUUGCGAGAACACCGUUCGAACUGUAUGUGACUCGGGCGGUAAGUGGGUUGGGCGCCGGAGCGAUCAACGCUUUGGUUCAGGUGACCAUCUCAGAUAUCACAACAUUAUCCCAACGAGGCAAAUACUUUGGCAUCAUAGGAAUAUUCGUGGCGUUGGGAAAUGGCUUGGGUCCGGUGAUUGGUGGUGUGUUGACGAAACAGGCUUCGUGGCGAUGGGCGGUUUGGUUUAUCAGCCCGAUGGCGGCGCUGGCUGUGGGAAUUCUUUAUUUCGUGCUGCCCACCUCGCGCAUGAGCGGGAACAUGUGGACCAAGCUGAAGAUGGUGGACUGGUUCGGGGUUAUCGUGAGUGUGCUGGCUGUAGUGCUGGUAUUAGUGCCCGUCUCCCAGGGUGGUUCGGCGCUUCCGUGGAGCUCUCCUAUUGUCAUAGCCAUGUUAUCGGCGGCUUGCGCGCUCUGGAUAGCUUUUGUAUUUCUCGAAUCGCGCGUCGUGCGCUUGCCCAUCGUACCCAUGCGCCUUUUCAGUAACGGCUACUCGGCCAACAUUUUGCUGGCGCAAAAUCUUGCCAUCGGCUGGGUCUACUGGAGCAAUCUUUUCUACCUGCCUAUGUACUUCCAAAAUGUUCGAGGCUGGAGUCCUACCGAGGCCGGAUCCCUCAUCCUCCCCAUGGUGAUCGCUCAUGGAAUCUUCUCCGGACUCAGUGGUUUCCUCCUCUCUUGGACCGGCCGGUACUGGCCUAUCGUCGUAGGCGGAACGUCCAUUUGGACACUUGCUACCAGCGGCAAAGCGUUCUAUGGCCCGAACACGCCCGUCUGGGUCUUCAUUGUCGUGGGUAUGUUUGAAGGCUUAGGGGUCGGCUUUUGCUUUCAGCCCGUCUUGGUCGCCUUGAUGACAAACUCGGCCAAUGAAGACCGUGCGGUGAUGACAGGCCUUCGAAAUUUUAUUCGAGCUAUGGGAGGAGCGGUCGGUAUUACCGUAUCCGGAGCCAUCUUGAGCAAUGUCCUCCAACUCGGCCUCGGAGACAAAUUCUCACCGGAAGUAAUCGCUCGACUGACUUCCAGUGUUCAAAACUUACCGGAUUCAGAGUUCUCCCGUGAUGAGAUGCAUUUGAUCCUCUCAGUCUACAUGGCGGGACUCCACGCUGUUUUCAUAUCAUUUGUGCCUCUGAUCGCGCUAUGCUUUUUGUCGUCGCUUCUGGUCAAGGACUACCCAAUUGGAGGCAAGGAUCAGAAGACGGAGCGUCGUACACAGACAGGAAGACCUAACCAUAAUUUGGAGGAACCUGCCGAGCUGCCAACGGGCAGAGAUGGGGUAUGA